AUGGCUUCUUCGUCCGACAUCCGCGACAUCAUGAACUUGGGCCAGGCAGGCCCUCGUCAGCCUGCGCCCAAGAGGAAGAAACUGGCAGAUACGCAGCCUCGUAUGACGGGAUUCAAGCGAGAAGUCCAAGCACUCAUGGGCGACUCCGUCCCUCCGAUAGCCAUCGUCGAACAACGUUCGUACAAAUCAAGACCGUCGAUUUCGCAGAAACUGUUCAAGCCGAGACAUUGGGAGGAAAGACCGUUCCAGCAUGGGGCGAGAACUGAUGGACUUGUGCUGAGACACUGGAAACGGUCUAUCCCAGGGUCACAGACGCGCCCACCAGUUGUUACCAACGGCGAGGGGUCUGGUGAUGUAGAAAUGACGGAUGACGCAAAGAGUACUGCUGCGCCCGAGCUUCGGUAUGAAGAUGAGUAUCCUUCGCAUAAGUGGAAUGUCAAAGUCCAGAUUCCGACAUACACGGACGAACAGUACGAGAAUCUGUUGAAGGCGGAUGACUGGUCUAGAGAAGAGACGGACUAUUUGAUGGAGCUCUGUCGUGAAUACGAUCUGCGAUGGGUGGUCAUUGCAGACAGGUACGACGCGAAAGAUAUCGUUAAACCUAGUACGUCUCAAGAGAAUGGCGAAGCGGCAGGCCGCGAGGUUGCCGCCAGACUUCCGGAGCGGACCAUGGAAGCACUCAAACAACGUUAUUACACCAUUGCCGCCAAGAUCCUCGAGACUCAGAUACCCAUCAGCAGCAUGGCUCAAGCGGAAUUCCAGCUGUGGGAGAAGAUGCGCAGCUUCGACGCCAAGACAGAGACCAUGCGCAAGGCAAUGGCGGAGAAACUGUUUGAACGCACCAAAGACGAAGCCGAUGAGGAGAGAACCUUGUUGGAAGAGCUAUACCGUAUCACCAAGAAUGAGGAAGACUUUAUCAAGAUGAGGGCAGACUUGUACGCCCGGCUGGAGCCUGUCGCCCCCAUUCGUCGCACCGAAAGAGGCGAGGAGCAGUCGACUGCCAUGUACCAGACUUCGGCUGGCUUGUCCAUGCUCUUGCAAAACAUGCUCGCAAAGGAGAAGAGGCUUAAGCCGCCUCGUCCUAUGCCUGAAGGAGCACAUAGUGGGCACUCCGCUGCAACGCCGACUGAUGCGCGGAAGGCGAGUCAACAACCCUCGUACAGCCGACGCGACACCAUGGACACUCAGGCGGACGAAACGGGUUCACAGAAGAAAGGUUCUGUGUCACAACCAACUGUGCGGGUAUUGACACCGCAAGAAGAGGCACGUUUUGGAGUUGCUCAUCCUCAAGAGCGACUCACGAGUGGGGUCCAGUUCCGGCAUGAGAAGAUUAACCGUCUUACCAUGGCAAAGAGUCAGACACAGACGACCAAGAUUCAGGCUGCAUUGACGGAGUUGGGUAUCCCACCACGCCUGCUCAUGCCGACUGAGAGAGUCUGUCGGGAAUUUGAGCGGCUGGUGAAGGAGAUCAAUGUUCUUCUCGAUGCCAGGAAGGUCAACGAGAAGAUUGCGACCGAGAUCAAAAUCUUGGAAGAGCAGAGACGCAUCAGGCUCGGUCUGCCUAAGGAAGGAGGACCGCCUGGUCAAACGGACGGAAGUGUAAUGGAGGUGGACUCGUCGCAGAUUGUGGAUAGUAAACUCGAAACGGUACAGGAUAGUUCAAUGAUGGCUGCAGACGAAGGUAAGGACGCCGGGGGUCAGGCCGAUUCCACUGCCGAGCGUGACCACAAUCAAGAGAAGAAAGACGGCGCUGAAGGCGACGAAAGCACCAUGGCUGUGGAUAAACCGGACGAGGACGCCGACGCUGAUGAGGAUGAUGAAGAGGCAGCCGCCGAGGCCUCGCAGCUCAAGCAUGAAGAGGACGAAGAGCAGGAUGAGAACGGUGACGACGAAGAUCAGGAUGAAGAUGCCGAUAACUCUGCUGCUGAGCAAGACCAAGACGGUGAAGACGAAGAUGCAGAAGAAGAAGAGGAAGACGAGGAUGACGACGGACCUCAACUUGGAGUUGAUGACGACGAAGACGAGGAAGAUGGAGCAGAAAUUGCCGCGACUCCAGAUAUCGACAGUGAUGCGGACGAAGAUGGAGAAAACGAAGAGCAAGAUGAGGAUGAGGACGAUGAAGAGGAUGGAGAAGGAGAUGAAGAACAAGAAGAAGCUGAGGCCGAAGCUGCCGAAGAGGAGUCAGAAGGCGACGCUGGGCAGGACGAUGGAGAGGACGGCGAGGAUGCAGAUGCCGAUGGCGAUAGUAACCCUGCGAAGGACGACCCAGACGAGGCUGUCGCAUCGGUCUCUGCCGCAGCCACACGUGCGCACAAGAGGUCUGCCAGUGUCAUUUCCGAGGUCAGUCGUGCUGGUAGUAAUCGGAGCGGUAUGGGUAGGAAGAAAAGAAGGUAG
Molecule: messenger RNA, 2394 nt
Organism: Exophiala spinifera
Lineage: Eukaryota; Fungi; Ascomycota; Eurotiomycetes; Chaetothyriales; Herpotrichiellaceae
Exons: 1
Coding region: 1-2394 (797 amino acids)
Biological process (GO): chromatin remodeling; negative regulation of transcription by RNA polymerase II; DNA repair
Cellular component (GO): Swr1 complex; NuA4 histone acetyltransferase complex
Molecular function (GO): transcription corepressor activity
Source: RefSeq, a predicted model, not a curated record